GAUCUCGAUAGAAAAGAAGUGAACAAUAUGUGUUUAAAUUCUAUCACCAAAAAAAAUAUGUGUUUAAAUUCCGUAAAAAAAAAAAAAAAAGUGGUUUAAGAAACAAAGUUUAGGUGCAUCCAAUUCAAUAAAGUAUUGGGUGGUUUGUUUCAAUCUGUGCCAUUAAAUUAUUUUCUACCAUAUCUACGGUGAUUAUGCAAUUUAUCCCAUGAUGGGAAAAUUAAAGCUGUUGCCCACCAUAACCUGCAAUCAUUCAUAUCAAUUAUUAGUCAUAUAUGGUAUAGUCAUACAAUAUAUUGCAAUAUAAACUCAUGAGUAACAAGCCACCAAGUUUUAUUACAAUCAAGUUGAUUUGAAAAAAUUAAUUAAGUUGAAAACAUGGAGGGAGAUGAUAAUCCAAAGGAGAAGUUACUAGUGAAAAAAUUAAAUGAUAAUGAAGAAUUGUCAUUGGUGAAGAAGAUUUGGGAAGAGAACAAAUUGAUGUGGGUGGUGGCAGCUCCAGCAAUAUUCACAAGAUUUUCAACUUUUGGUAUUGAAGUUAUAAGUCAAGCUUUUAUUGGUCAUAUUGGUUCAAAGGAACUUGCUGCCUUUUCUCUUGUUUUCACUGUUCUUAUUAGAUUUGUCAAUGGUAUUUUGUUAGGAAUGGCAAGUGCAUUGUCAACACUAUGUGGACAAGCAUAUGGUGCAAAAAAAUAUGAAAUGAUGGGAGUAUAUCUUCAAAGAUCAUGGAUAGUUUUAUCAGUAACAGCACUCAUACUUGUUCCACUAUUCAUCUUCACAGAACCAAUUUUGAUUUUCUUAGGCCAAGAUGAAUCCAUAUCACAAAUAGCAGGAAUAAUUGGUUAUUGGUCAAUUCCAACUUUGUUUGCUUUUAUUGCCUCAUUCACUUGCCAAACAUUCCUUCAAUCACAAAGCAAGAAUAUCAUUAUUGCAUUCUUGGCAGCUUUCUCUAUUGCUGUUCAGAUAUUACUCUCUUGGCUUUUCACAAUGAAAUUCAAUUUUGGAAUUACUGGUGCAAUGGUUUCAACAAUUUUGGCAUUUUGGAUUCCAAAUAUUGGUCAAAUUAUAUUUAUUACAUGUGGUUGGUGUUCUAAUACUUGGAAAGGUUUCUCAUUUUUGGCUUUCAAAGAUCUUUGGCCUGUUGUCAAACUCUCCCUUUCAUCAGGUGUCAUGUUAUGUUUUGAGCUAUGGUACAACACAAUUUUGAUUCUUUUAACAGGCAACAUGGAAAAUGCAGAGGUUCAAAUUGAUGCUCUAUCCAUAUGUCUCAAUAUCAAUGGAUGGGAAAUGAUGAUAUCACUUGGUUUCAUGGCUGCAGCAAGUGUUAGAGUGGCAAAUGAGCUUGGAAAAGGAAGUGCCAAAGCUGCAAAGUUUGCAGUGAAUGUGAUAGUGCUUACAUCAUUCACAAUUGGGUUCCUUCUGUUUUUAUUUUUCUUAUUUUUUAGGGAAAGACUUGCUUAUAUUUUUACCUCAAAUAAAGAUGUGGCCUCAGCUGUUGGUGAUUUGUCACCUCUAUUGGCAGUUUCCAUACUACUAAACAGUGUCCAACCUGUACUAUCAGGAGUUGCUAUUGGAGCAGGGUGGCAAGGCAUUGUAGCAUAUGUAAACCUAGGUUGUUACUACAUCAUAGGCAUUCCAGUUGGGAUUGUUCUUGGUAACAUUUUACAUUUGCAAGUUAAGGGUAUAUGGAUUGGGAUGUUGUUUGGAACACUUAUUCAGACUAUAAUACUACUCAUAAUCAGCUACAGAACUGAUUGGGAAAAACAGGUAACUAUUGCUAGGAAUCGUAUGAACAAGUGGUCUAAGGUGGACACUGAUCAUGAAACAGUAGUUGCAUCAGAUAAUUAGUUUCUAUUAGAAAUAAAAUGUUCUUCGUUUUUUGUUUGACAAACUUUCGAUAUGUCAUGUUGACUAAUCGUGAGUUUAAGGGAAAGUGUUAGUAGCCCAUUAAGUUAAGCUAUUGGUAUUCUAAUGAAACCCUAGCCUCCAUCAUUUAUUUCUCUAUUUUGUAUCUCUGAAUCUAAUAAAGCUCCUUACUCCUUGUGUA
This is a messenger RNA of Trifolium pratense (red clover), 2047 nucleotides long. Its product is annotated as protein DETOXIFICATION 21-like. Gene Ontology annotation, cellular component: membrane. The record is from RefSeq and is a predicted model, not a curated record. The transcript is spliced from 8 exons. The coding region runs from base 379 to 1848 and encodes 489 amino acids. Gene Ontology annotation, biological process: xenobiotic detoxification by transmembrane export across the plasma membrane. NCBI's taxonomy places the organism in Eukaryota, Viridiplantae, Streptophyta, Magnoliopsida, Fabales, Fabaceae. Gene Ontology annotation, molecular function: xenobiotic transmembrane transporter activity; antiporter activity.